CUUUCGUUGUCAGCCUGAGCUAGAGCACCAACAAUGGCGAAGCCUAAUAUCCUCCUCCUUGUGGCCAUAGUAGCCAUCCAUCUCACUGCCACCGCUGCCACCCUGUCCAGGACCGCUGCCCCAACAGCCACGCCGACGGCGUACGAAAUGCUAGGGCGGUAUGGCUUCCCACCCGGCAUCCUCCCGAAGGGAGUGCGUGACUACGAGCUCCGACCGGACGGCUCCUUUGAGGUACACUUCCCUGAUGAAUGCAGAUUUCGUGUUGACGGCAAGUACGAUAUCCACUACAACAGUCGGGUUGCCGGGAACAUCCAUAAUGAAACAAUCAACGGCAUCGAAGGAAUUAAGGUGAAGGUCUUUAUUGCGUGGAUAAACAUACGGGAGGUCGGCCGCGAUGGCGAUGAGCUCAGUCUGCAUGCCGGGGCAAUAUCCAAGUCAUUCCCGGUCGAUGUUUUCUCCUCUAGCCCUAAGUGUAACUGAGGCUCGACUACAAGAUCGACACAAUGCCUCUUCAAUCAUGUCAUGUCCCUUGACGUUUUCUUCAAUCACGUCGCUUGAUGUUUUCUUCUUUCUUCGUAGAACUGAUUAUGCACGUUGAUGCUUGAUUUGCAAUCCCGUGCCAUCUAACCAAUUCAUGUACUCCCAUUGUAGUAUGGGCUAAGACUGAAUGAUAUA
Hordeum vulgare subsp. vulgare (domesticated barley) is the source of this 675-nucleotide messenger RNA. RefSeq lists its product as uncharacterized. The record is from RefSeq and is a predicted model, not a curated record. Bases 34 to 480 code for a protein of 148 amino acids. NCBI's taxonomy places the organism in Eukaryota, Viridiplantae, Streptophyta, Magnoliopsida, Poales, Poaceae. The transcript has a single exon.